UUCAAUGUCACAAUACACAUUAAGUUACACAAAAACAAACAAUUUUUUUUACAUACGCACACAUACAUAUUAGCAUAUUCUUUAAUGGAGGAUCUUCAAUCGCAGCCAUAUUAUUACAAACUUGAACGGCGAAAGUUUGCUUGUAUCACAUACACAGUAACAGGAUGUUUUCUUUUGUUCGCUCUAAUUCAAUGGUUUAUGUUUCAUUUAUUAGAGGACAUAAAUACAUAUUUUACUAGAAAUUAUUGGCUCGGCAUUGUAUUCUUUAUAUUCAGUUUACUUCUCAUAGUUGUAUUCAUAUUCUUCGAGGAUUUGCGCUUCUCUGCUCCCGUCAAUUGGAUAAUUGCUAUAAUCAUAUAUGAAUGCAUCAUCGUGGGUGUAACUUCAUUAAUUGUGCGUCACUAUAAAUAUCAGUUAAUAAUGAGCUUCCUGAUAUGGACCUUUGUGCUUUUAGUGUUCCUUGUAUUCGGCUCCUUUAUUCCACAUGACCUUACUGUGGACAUCGUGGUACUUGUUGUAUUUGCAAUUCUUUGCCUCAUUGGUGCCAUGUACUUUCUGAUGCUCCACAUUGUCUCAAAUGUGCCAUAUACCUUUUUUGUGUACCGUGCGUUUGUUCUCUUUAGUGUCGUGACUUUUAUAAUGUAUCAUGCGCAAAUCAUCAAUGGUGGACGCUUCGCUGAAAUUCGUGACAAUGACUAUUUGUUGGCUUCGCUUAUAUUAUUCUACGAUUUCUUGCUAAUGUAUUUAUUUACGUUCCAAUUUGCACCAAAGUGGAGUGAUUUGUGUGAUGUUCAUAGGAAUACAACUGGAGCCCUUAUAUUGGACCGUCAUAUCAACUUGCCGGGAUAUUCUUAGUCUCUCAUUACCUUGCUGUGU
Molecule: messenger RNA, 876 nt
Organism: Drosophila hydei
Lineage: Eukaryota; Metazoa; Arthropoda; Insecta; Diptera; Drosophilidae
Exons: 5
Coding region: 85-855 (256 amino acids)
Source: RefSeq, a predicted model, not a curated record